UCGGCCGCCGCCACCAUGUGCGAGCUGUACUGCAAGCAGGACACUCUGGCGUUGAGAAGGAAGCACAUCGGGCCCUCGUGCAAAAUUUUCUUUGCUGCGGAUCCCCUCAAAAUCGUGCGAGCCCAGCAGCAGUACAUGUUUGACGAGAAAGGUGAACAGUACCUGGACUGCAUCAACAACGUCGCCCAUGUGGGACACUGUCACCCAGAAGUGGUCAAAGCUGCCCUGAAGCAGAUGGAACUGCUCAAUACAAAUUCCCGAUUCCUCCACGACAACCUUGUGGAGUACGCCAAGCGCAUUUCCGCCACCCUGCCGGAGAAACUCUCUGUUUGUUAUUUUACAAACUCAGGAUCUGAAGCCAAUGACUUAGCUUUACGCCUAGCUCGGCAGUUUCGGGGCCACCAAGAUGUGAUCACUCUCGACCAUGCUUACCAUGGUCACCUAACAUCUUUAAUUGAGAUCAGUCCAUAUAAAUUUAGAAAGGGCAAAGAUGUCAAGAAAGAAUUUGUGCAUGUGGCACCAAUUCCAGAUACUUACAGAGGAAAAUAUAGAGAAGACCAUCCGGACCCAGCCAGCGCUUAUGCAGAUGAAGUGAAGAAAAUUAUUGAAGAAGCUCAUAAGAAUGGAAGGAAGAUUGCUGCCUUUAUUGCUGAAUCCAUGCAGAGUUGUGGCGGACAAAUAAUUCCUCCAGCAGGCUACUUCCAGAAAGUGGCAGAAUACGUCCGUGGAGCAGGGGGCGUGUUUAUCGCUGAUGAAGUCCAGGUCGGCUUUGGGCGAGUUGGGAAACAUUUCUGGAGCUUCCAAAUGCACGGCAAAGACUUUGUCCCGGACAUUGUCACAAUGGGGAAACCAAUGGGCAAUGGCCACCCGGUGGCAUGCGUGGUGACAACCAAAGAAAUUGCCGAAGCCUUCAGCAGCUCUGGGAUGGAGUAUUUCAAUACGUACGGAGGAAAUCCAGUAUCUUCUGCUAUUGCUUUGGCUGUCCUGGAUAUAAUUGAAAAUGAAGACCUUCAAGGAAAUGCCACAAGAGUAGGGAGUUAUCUUACUGAGUUACUCAAUAAACAGAAGGCUAAGCACACUUUGAUAGGAGAUAUCAGGGGCGUCGGCCUUUUUAUCGGAAUCGACUUAGUGAAGGACCAUCAGAAAAGGACCCCCGCCACAGCCGAAGCUCAGCACGUCAUCUACAAGAUGAAGGAAAAGCGAGUGCUUCUCAGUGCCGAUGGGCCGCACCGAAAUGUGCUUAAAAUAAAACCACCCAUGUGCUUCACUGAAGAAGAUGCCAAGUUUUUGGUGGACCAGCUUGAUGGGAUUCUAACAGCUUUGGAAGAAGCCACUGGAGCCAAGACGGAGAGCGAGGCGGUCUCUGGGAACACGACAAGCAGAACAAAGGUGCCUAAGGACGCCCACUCGGAAUCGCUCGGUGAGGGUACCCAGGACCAGAAAGAAAAUCCCAGCCAAAAGAGAAAUGGAUUGUGCACAGAUAAACAUUCCCUGCUCAGUAAGAGGCUCAAGACAUGA
Messenger RNA from Molossus molossus (Pallas's mastiff bat), 1518 nucleotides. It is a transcript of the gene ETNPPL, whose product is annotated as ethanolamine-phosphate phospho-lyase. Lineage: Eukaryota; Metazoa; Chordata; Mammalia; Chiroptera; Molossidae. Gene Ontology annotation, molecular function: transaminase activity; pyridoxal phosphate binding; ethanolamine-phosphate phospho-lyase activity. Bases 16 to 1518 code for a protein of 500 amino acids. The transcript is spliced from 13 exons. Gene Ontology annotation, cellular component: mitochondrion. The record is from RefSeq and is a predicted model, not a curated record.